UUGAAUAAAUCCUUACCACAUAAUGAUUACAGCGCACACGUCCUGCCUCUGAUAUGAGCGCAGAAGAAACCAGGAUUACAACAAGACUAAUCUGAGAAGCACAACUGCACGAACAACAUGUAACCCCAGCAAACCAUCAGAGGUCGGGGAACGACUGCUAUCGGACUGGGACAUCACUUUACAGCUUUAUUGGAUGUCGAGAAUUACUUAUACAAAAGCAGUUUAGUACACAAAACAACAACCUGAAGCUCAAGGGGAAAACGGAGGCAAGAAUAUCUGCUGGCUGGGAAUCUGCAACUAAAACAAGAAGCUCCGCCUGCCGGACCCAGCCACCUGUUCGUACGGGCAGCGUUCAAUACUCCGGUGCCAGUGUGCCGAAAAUCGGUGGCAUCUUUUAUCGGGGCAAAGAGUACGUGAGACGGGAAGAUGUAAAGAAGGUUUCGGACAGAUUUUGGAACUCGCAUCCAAUGAGAGCCAAGACGCGCAUAACCAGUGACCUUCCCGGACAAGGACGCUUCAUGCUUCUCGACAGGACAGUUGUGGAUAACCGUUCUCCUCUGGCACCAACCCGCUACUUUCCCCCCGUCUUUCCGCACGAGCCUCUCCCUCCCUCCUGCCAUCCCACCCUCCCCUCACGGACGAUGAUGUGACCUUCUGCCAAACUGCUAGAGACCAUGCCACCGUCACAGUGGGAUCUUCUGUCUACACUGAAAUAGACUCAAACAGGAGCCGAGAGCAAAGGAAAGAGAGAGAAAGAGAGUGGGGGGGAACAGGGGACCGGGAAAAAAAACCAGGACGAGUCACGGAGGAGAAAUGUGCUGUGGGAAGUCCGGGCUGCAUGUGGUUCGCCGAAGCAGGCAGUAGGCGACUGAGAUGGGCGUUUAUCUAGGGUGUCUCAGCGACACACUGUGGCUGCCAUUGCUGCUGCUGCUGUUGUCCGUCAGCUCCGUACCCCGUUGCCAGGGCCGACCGUACAGGACGGUUGAGCCCACCGUGAACGUGGUGGUGGUCUUCAGCGGCUCCUCCUACCAGGUGGAGAUCAAAGGUCGACUGAGUCGGGAGAACUUCCUGGACCUGCCGCUGGAGGUGAACCCCAUCACCGUGCUGGUGAACAACACCAAUCCGCGUACCCUACUGACUCGCAUCUGCGACACGCUGGCUGCUAACAGGGUGCACGGAGUGGUCUUUGAAGAUAACAUUGGGUCGGAGGCAGUUGCGCAGAUCCUGGACUUCAUCUCGACGCAGACGGCGGUGCCCAUAGUGGGCAUCAGCGGGGGGUCUGCUGUUGUCUUACCGCACAAGGGUGACGGCUCUACGUUCCUUCAGCUGGGUUCUUCCAUUGAACAGCAGAUCAAUGGCAUGUUUAAGGUGAUGGAGGAGUACAACUGGGACAGUUUUGUGGUGGUGACCAGCUUGUACCCGGGCUACGACACGUACAUUUACUACAUCCGCUCCUUUAUCGAUACUUCCUACUUCCUGUGGGAGCUGCAAGACAUCCUAACGUUCGACAUGUCCGCGGACGGCAUGAACGAUGUGCGAGCCCGUAGGUUACUUCAACAGAUCGACGCUCAGGUGCUUCUGGUUUACUGCUCGCACGAUGAAGCCCAAUACCUGUUCACCAUGGCCAGGGAAGUGGGAUUGGUCGGUCCAGGUUAUAUUUGGUUUAUUACAAGCCUGGCUGUGGGAAACCCCAACAUGCAUCCACCAGACAGUUUUCCCAUCGGAUUGAUUAGUAUAAUCACAGAUCGCUGGAAAAUGAGCAUGCGGAACAGGGUCAGGGAUGGUGUGGCAAUUGUCGUCAAAGGAGUGGAGAGCUUCCGCAAGCAUAGGGGGUUUAUUCCUGAUGGACACAUGGACUGUCAGAGUACGGUUCAGCCGGCUAAAAAUGACACUCUUUACAGGCACAUGCUGAAUGUGUCGUGGGAGAACACAGACUUUUCCUUCAACAGUGAUGGAUAUCUGGUCAACCCCUCAAUGAUCAUAAUCACUCUGGACCGCAGCAGGCAGUGGGAUAAGGUGGGAAAUUAUGAGUUUGGUAUACUGCAAAUGAGAUACCCCGUCUGGCCACGUUAUGGGACUUACUUGGAGCCUGUGUCGGAUAAUCGUCACUUAACAGUUGCCACGUUAGAGGAAAGGCCUUUUGUCAUUGUAGAAGCAGUGGAUCCAGUCACUGGCACCUGCCUCAGCAACACUGUUCCCUGCAGACGCCAAUCAAACAAGACAGAAACGAUUGUUGGACACACCGAGCCCUACACCAAACUCUGCUGCAAAGGCUUCUGCAUUGACAUUCUGAAGAAACUCUCACGCAACAUCAAGUUCUCCUACGACCUCUACCUGGUCACCAACGGUAAACAUGGAAAACUCGUACGUGGGGUUUGGAACGGCAUGAUCGGAGAGGUGUUUUAUAGAAGAGCAGACAUGGCCAUCGGCUCUCUCACCAUAAAUGAGGAGCGCUCUGAGAUCAUCGACUUCUCUGUGCCGUUUGUGGAGACUGGAAUCAGUGUGAUGGUGGCCAGAAGCAAUGGAACAGUUUCUCCAUCCGCUUUCCUGGAGCCAUACAGCCCGGCCGUGUGGGUGAUGAUGUUUGUCAUGUGUCUUACUGUUGUUGCAAUCACUGUGUUUGUGUUCGAAUACUUCAGCCCUGUGGGCUACAACAGCAGUCUGGUUAGUGCCAAAGAUCCAGGUGGACCAACAUUCACCAUCGGAAAGUCAGUCUGGCUGCUGUGGGGAAUCGUCUUUAACAACUCAGUGCCCAUUGAAAACCCCAAGGGCACUACCAGUAAGAUCAUGGUGCUGGUGUGGGCCUUCUUCGCCGUGAUCUUCCUGGCCAGCUACACCGCUAACCUGGCAGCCUUUAUGAUCCAGGAGCAAUACAUCGACACUGUGUCCGGGCUGAGUGACAAAAAAUUCCAGAAGCCACAAGACCAGUAUCCUCCAUUCCGAUUCGGUACGGUGCCCAACGGCAGCACAGAACGAAACAUCCGGAGCAACUAUCCAGAGAUGCAUGCUCACAUGGUGAAGUACAACCAGAAAGGUGUAGAAGACGCCCUCAACAGCCUCAAAUCAGGGAAGUUGGAUGCCUUCAUAUACGACGCAGCUGUGCUGAACUACAUGGCUGGUAAAGAUGAAGGAUGUAAACUUGUGACUAUCGGUAGCGGGAAGGUGUUUGCAACUACAGGUUACGGUAUCGCUCUUCAGAAAGAAUCUCGGUGGAAGCGACCCAUUGAUCUUGCUCUUCUCCAGUUCCUUGCUGAUGGUGAAACUCAGAAGCUCCAGACCGUGUGGUUGACUGGCAUCUGUCGUAAUGAGAAAAAAGAGGUGAUGAGUUCUAAACUCGACAUCGACAACAUGGCCGGAGUGUUUUACAUGCUUCUGGUGGCCAUGGGUCUCAGUCUGCUGGUCUUUGCUUGGGAACAUCUGCUGUACUGGAAACUGAGACAUUCUGUCCGCAGAUCUGAACGCUUGGAUUUCUUAUUGGCCAUCAGCAGGGGGAUCUACAGUUGUUAUAACGGUGUGGAGGACACAGACCGUAAUGGGAACCUGCAGAACCCAGAUGUCACCUCCAGCUACACUCAGGCCAACAUGCUGAAGAUGCUCCAGACGGCCAAAGACAUCGUCUCUUCCACGAGAGUGGAAAACUCUUUAGACAACGCCACCAAGACCAUCGAGAACUGGAGUCGCAGAGACCCAGAGUCCGCCAGACCAAGUCUUCCCACAUGCCUCAUAGGAACUGACUUCAGCCACAAUCGCCUCCCCUGCAUAUCCAGCGUAACAGACAACCCUUCCUCUUACCCUCAGAACGUGGACAGCACUGCUCAGCACCUGCUGGAGAACCCUCACGUGGGGAUACGGCCUACCUCACUGCGCUACACCCUUCCCACACGAACCAGCCAACAUCACAUUUACGAACGAGCACUACCCAUAUCUAGCCUCAGCACUCCCCACAUCGCCAUGAGAGACCCGCCACCUCUGACGGCCCCGAAACCCCACAUGUACGUGGAUCCGUCCUGUCACCACCCUACCUCUCGCUACAUCCCGUACCGUGAUUUUCAGGUACCGGACAUCUUCGUGGAGCAGCAGGCUUCGGGAAGCCAUAAACAAUACAAGGCAGGUCUCAGUCGACAAAAGAGGUCCCACAGCUAUGUGGCGGCGUCUCCAGAGACUCGACGGAGGGACGACUAUGACGUUCCCCAAUCCUGUCUGGCCGAUCUUAAAUGCAACCAUCUCGUGGAAAACCAUUCCCACACCACACCCUGCAUGAGAAGCCACUACCAGAGAACGACGUCAAGCUGCAACUCCUGCACAAAGCUGUAUCUAGAACCAGACAUGGAAGACAUUCCGCUUCUGGGGAAGGAUAAAAUCAACCGCCGCGCCUCUUUUCUCAGGGCCACGUGGGGUGGCGACCGCAUCCGGCAGGUGGACGAGAAGCCCACCACCUCUGCGUCUUCUAGCAACAUGCCUGACCUUUUCCCGCGAGUUUUAGUGACAAAUCCCAAGCCUUCGAAGAUGUACGGGAGCGCCGGCAACAAUCUUCGUUACAACAUGGCGGUGGAGCCAGCCUAUCUGGACCCCGCCCAUAUGGGCUCCUACCCGUAUAAACCACAGAAGAUCAAGUACUCAACGUCCAUCCGUCUUCCAUCAUACCGGGAGGCAAUUCUACAGAACACGGCAGCCUUGCGUCGUUCCUCCUCCACACUAGUUCACGGACACUAUUCGACGUACCUGAACUCGUACACUGACCUGCCGAUGUACCUGGGGCCUUUACCAGGACCCACCCAUUUCCACGACCACUCCAAAGACAUGUGCCACUUGUUUCCCUGCGUAAACCAUUGCCCAGAUAACGCCGCCCUGGUGCCCAGGUUAGGCACCAGACACACGGCGUACCAGAGCACAGCUAUGGGGGGCUACGAGGGGCCCGGGCGCUCAAAUGAGCAGUUGCUGCACACCGUGCCAGUGUCUUCUGUGCGUAGGGACCGCAGGCAGGUUCUAGUUGCACGGAAUGUACACAGUCCCUACGCCCCGAGGCCCUGGGGGAGGGUGUCUAGUCUGGAGUCAGAGGUGUGAAGCCCUUUUAGGAUGUUAUACAGUGUCCCUAACAGGACAAAAACUGCUCAAUGGAAUCAAGCAAAAAAUCGAAGGUGUACUACAGGUGGUAAUCUCAGUGCAAUAAAACAAUAAGACUACAGGGAUGGGCCGGGGGAAUAUAGAAGGGAUUACUGUGGAGACUUUCAUUAUAAUGAAAAUAAAAGUUAAAAUAAUAUUGAAAUGUUCAUUAUAUAUAAUCUAUUGAUUGUUAAAGCAUUUUUAAUGACCUUAUACCUACUACAUUAACAAUCGGAUAUAGCAUGUUUUAUGGCAGCUUUAAACCAGAGGGGUUUUAAUUCACAAUGUUUAUUUCUUUUGCCAGGGCGCUCUACUAUUUUUAAUCUGGACCCUAUUUAACUGUAGAAUUUUAUAACAGCUACACACAAACGUCUUCCAAGAUUUUAUAAAUCCAGGGGUUUGAGAAAGCCAUGUUAAAUCAAUUUUGUCACUCCGCAAAUGUAAUAGUUCUGAUUUCCGAUGAAUGGUGCAAAAGGUGAUCAACAUCUGUAGUUCCACAGCUAUUUCACGGUUUAAUAAAUGAUGAUAUGGCCUGAUGGCCAGUCGAAAGAGA
Triplophysa dalaica is the source of this 5656-nucleotide messenger RNA. RefSeq names its product glutamate receptor, ionotropic, N-methyl D-aspartate 2Ca (gene grin2ca). Gene Ontology annotation, molecular function: NMDA glutamate receptor activity; transmitter-gated monoatomic ion channel activity involved in regulation of postsynaptic membrane potential. Gene Ontology annotation, cellular component: postsynaptic density membrane; postsynaptic membrane; NMDA selective glutamate receptor complex. NCBI's taxonomy places the organism in Eukaryota, Metazoa, Chordata, Actinopteri, Cypriniformes, Nemacheilidae. The record is from RefSeq and is a predicted model, not a curated record. Gene Ontology annotation, biological process: monoatomic ion transport; synaptic transmission, glutamatergic; long-term synaptic potentiation.